AUCGACUUGCUAAGCUCGGAGCGCAUCAUGAUCAAGUUCCGGUACAAGCGCAAGGAGCCCAGCAAUGUGCCCGCAGUGGCGCAGCUGCAGCUGAUUAGCAACAAUGGCACCUUGCCCAGGAGCAGUCCGCGCAAGCUGCUCCUCGACUCUGGCUCAGCGACGUUGACGCGUCAGAGCAAGCAACAGCAACAGCAGCAACAACAGCAACAGCAGCAGCAGCAGCAGCAAAAUCUUUGCGCUUUGGCUAAGGUCUCCAGCAGCAUUGAGUUGGCGUUUCAUGGCUACAACAACAACAAUAACAACAUCAGCAACAACAACAACAACAACAGCAGUAUUGAAAGAGAUCGCUGCAUUAAUGCAGUCAUUGAACUGUUCCAGCAGCUACAAACGAGCUCUGAGCCCGCCCUGUGCCCGGAGCCCCUGCGUCGCGCCUUGGCCAGCGGCCCGCUGGCCGGUCGCCGGUUUCCGCUGGGCUGCCUCGGCGAUGCUGCCGAGUGCUUUGAGCUCCUGCUGCACCGCGUCCACUCGCACAUCUCGCCCGACGACGGCGACGCCUGCGAGUCAGCCGCUUGCAUAGCCCAUCGGCGCUUCGCCAUGCGCGUCAUCGAGCAGAGCGUUUGCAAAUGCGGCGCCAACUCCGAGCAGCUGCCCUUCACGCAGAUGGUGCACUACGUCUCCGCCUCGGCGCUGACCUCGCAGAAGAGCCUCGCCAUGCAGAACCAUCAGCAGCUCAGCUUCGGCCAGCUGCUGCGCGCUGCUGGCAACAUGGGCGACAUACGCGACUGUCCGAACGCGUGUGGUGCCAAGAUUGGCAUUUGCCGUGCCCUGCUCAAUCGACCGGAUGUGGUGUCGAUCGGCAUUGUUUGGGACUCGGAGCGGCCGGCCGCCGAUCAGGUGCACGCCGUCUUGAAGGCAGUGGGCACCAGCCUGCGCCUGGCCGACGUCUUCCACCAGGUCAGCGAGCAGCGCUGGGCCCAGCAGUCGCAGCACGAGCUGGUGGGCAUCGUCUCCUACUACGGCAAGCACUACACCACCUUCUUCUUCCACACGAAGCUCAAGGUGUGGGUGUACUUCGACGACGCCAAUGUCAAGGAGGUGGGGCCCAGCUGGGAGGGCGUGGUGGACAAGUGCAGUCGCGGCCGCUACCAGCCGCUGCUGCUGCUCUACGCCGUGCCGCAGCCGCCCAGCGCCGCUGCCGGGGCAGCCGUCGGCGGCUGCGGCAUGGAGCGGCGCGCCGUCACGCCCAGCCCGGAGAAGCCCAGCCUGGGCAGCACCAGGCGUGCCAUAACGCCCACGCCGCUGAACGACUACCAGAACCUGAGCGUCAUACAGAAGAGCAUCUUCCCUGCGCCGCUGCCCGCGUCUCCUGCUCUCCCAGCUCUGGCAGCGGGCAGCGACGAGACGGACGCCUACAUCAGCCGCAAGACCGUGGAGCACGUUUUGAGCGCCCAGUACCAGAAUCUGAGCGUCAUCCAGGACAAGAUCGCCGCCGAUAAGGAGGGCGGCUUCCUCAACCGCAAGCCCAUCGAGGCGAUGCUCAGCGCGCAGCUGGCCCGCCGGCAGCACCUGCAGCUGCAGCGCAGCCACAGCGCGGAGUCCAGCUCCGGCCACGCCUCCAACGGCAGCUCUCCGCCCAGCGACGGCCUGACCAUCCCGGAGCACCUGAACCAGCCGAGGCGCCGCGACUCGGGCAACUGGUCGGGAGACCGCAACAGCGCCAGCUCGGCCAGCUCCACGACCCUCGACAAUCCCUAUCUGUACAUGGUGGCCAAGCGAGGCGUGGCCGCCGUGCCCCAGAGCCCGACGAGGCAUGGCCACGUGCAUGGGCUGCCCUACGAUGCGGGCUACGACUCGUUCUCGCUGAGCUCCACGGACUCGUAUCCGCCCAAGCACGUGCUCAACCCGCAGCUGGCCAAGAUCCCGGAGACGAACGCACCGAACGCGGCCGGCCAUGUGCCGCACGGCCCGGCGCACGGCUCGGGCCUGGCCCUGUCGGGCGACUGCGAGAAGCUCUGCCACGAGGCGGACCAGCUGCUGGAGAAGUCGCGCCUGGUGGAGGAGUCGCACGACCUGGAAACGGCGCUGGUCCUCUGCAACGCAGCCGCGGGCCGGGCCAGAGCUGCCAUGGAUGCGCCGUACAGCAAUCCGCACACGAUGACCUUCGCCCGGAUGAAGCACAACACCUGCGUGAUGCGCGCCAGGAGUCUGCACCGUCGCAUCCUCAUCGAGAAGGGCGCCGAGAGCGAGGCCAUGCCCGAGCUGAAGCACAUGCGCGAGGGCAGCAACAGCAGCGUCAAGCACAUGCGCCAGAACAGCAAGGACCGCACGCUCGAGAAGCUCGAGAAGCUGGAGAAGCUCGAGCAACUGCCGCCAACUGGCACGGCGGCCAAGAGCAUCGAGAUCUAUGCGACGCUGCCGAAGCGCAAGAGUCCGCUCAAGGCGCUGGUCAACGCCGGCGGAGAUGACAACGCCAUCGAGUACGAGCCGCCGGCUAGCCAGGCGAAGCCGGAGCGCGAGAGCCGCUCGCUGUUCGGGCGCCGCGACAAGGACAAGGACAAGGAGAAGGAGAAGGAGCGGGAGAAGGAGAAGCGCAGCCGCAGCGAGGACCGCAACAAGCUGACGCGCGAGUUCUCGCUGACCGAGACGCUGCUGGUGAACGCCAAGGACACGCUGAAGAAGCACAAGGAGGACAAGGACGAGAAGAAGGAGAAGGACAAGAGCGGCAAGAAGCAGCACAAGAUCCGGCGCAAGCUCCUGAUGGGCGGACUCAUCCGGCGCAAGAAUCGCUCCAUGCCCGACCUGACCGAGGCUGUCGACGAUCCCAGCUCCUCAGCCGCGGCGGCAGCUGCUGCCGCUGCGUCCGCGCUCAGUGCGCAUGCCACGCCCCUCGGCUCGGUGGACGACAGCGCCGUUGGGCUGCAUCUGCACGGCCACGCCUACAUGGGCAUGAGCGGCUACAUCUCCGAGGGCCACUUUGACUACCCCAGCAGCAGCAACAGCAGCAGCGCCGCCUCUGCUGCAGCAGCAGCUGCUGCUGCCUCCGGCUGCUGCGCCAAUCCCAACCUGGAGCGCAGCAAGCUGAUGCGCAAGAGCUUCCAUGGCAGCGGCAGGCAGCUGACCAUGGUGCCCAAGGUGGCGCCACCCCCGCCCAUGCGCACCAGCUCGGCACUAACACAGCAGCAACAGCAGCAGCAGCAGCAACAUUUCCAUCACGAGGCAAACCUGUCGAACAUCUCAGCGAUGAGCUCGAAUGCCUCGAUAAGCGAGGACUCGUGCCAGACCAUCAUCACGACCUGUGCGCAGGUGCACUCCGAGCAGAGUCCGUUGAAGGACCUGCAGCUGCCAUGCGCCCCAGACAUGGGCAUGGCCUUGCCCCUGCCCAUGCCCCUGCCCCUGCCGCAGCUGGAGCUGCCGCCGUACCCCAGUCCGCCGCAGUCCGUUUGCCACUCGAGGCAGGCGAGCGAAGACUUUCCGCCGCCGCCGCCAGAGAUCGACCUGGAGCCGCUCAACCAGCAGCUGAAUCACCUGCACGCCCUGGAGGCGGCCAGCAAGCAGCAGCGACAGCAGCUCGACUCCAUGGAGGGCACAACCAGCAUCCUGGCCCAGCUGCAGCAGCGACAGCACCUGCUAAAGCUGCGCAAGGAGCAGGCGACGCCGUUGCCCGACCUGCGGAGCCGAAAGCCAGAGCCAACAUCAGCAGGAACAGCAGCAGCAGCAGCUGCAGGAGGCUCGCCCAGCAGCGUGCGCGAUCUGGCGCAUCGUUUCGAGCAAACCAGCAUUGGAGGAGCGGGAGCAACAGCAGCGACAGCAGCAGCAAUGGCUAGCAGCAACAUGCGCUCGUACGCCUCCCAGGAGCUGCUCAGCUCAGUGCGCACGCAGAUGAACGGGCUGCCCAAUGGCAAGCCGGAGACAGAUGAGGUUGACUGCGCGCCCAUGCCACGCCAACAACAACAGCAGCAGCAGCAGCAACAGUUGCUGCUGGCCAAGCCCAAGUACGAGAUGUCGCAGUCGCAGAUCGCCGAGGAGAUUCGCGAAGUGGAGCUGCUCAACUCGAUGGUGCAGCAGACGCUCAACCAGAGCAACCUGGCGGCGCCGAAGCGCGUGAAGAAGAAGAGCGUCUCGUUCUGCGACCAGGUCAUACUCGUGGCAACAGCCGGCAACGAGGAGGACGACGACUUCAUACCGAACCCCAUUCUGGAGCGAGUCCUGCGCACGGCCCAGCACCCCAACGAGAAGGUGAGCGCGCAGCUCAUUCAGCAGCAGCAGCAGAAUAUGCUGCGUCUGCAAACAGAGGCGCAGCCACGCCUGCAGCAACAGCAGCAGCAGCAACAACAGCAGCAACAGCAACAACUGCAGCAACAGCAACUGCAGCAGCAGCAGCAACAGCUGCAGGCAUCGCCCAUGCUGGGCAGGCCUGACAUGCAGCGCUAUGUGCAGCGCCAACAGCAGCUACUGCAGCAGCAGCAACAACAACAACAGGAGCUGUAUCGCCUGCAGCAACAGCAGCAGCAGCAACAGCAGCAGUUGCUGCCACGCACCAGCAUGAGCGGUUUGUCCAAUCAGCAACAACAACAACAACAACAGCAGCAGCUGGACAUGCAAUACAGCAGCAUGCCGCGACCUUUGCAUGCGCAAAGCUACUCUAUGCAAAUGCAGAAGCAACAACAGCAGCAGCAACAAUUGCAACAGCAGCAACAGCAGCAGCAGCAGCAGCAGCAACAACUGCAACAGCAGCAACAAUUGAGCAUUGCCUACUUCAGCAAUGGAACUGUUGCCGCUGAGCAGUCGCUGCCCUCGCCCUACCAGCGCGUGCCACACCCGCAUGCCUAUCAGCAGGCCAACUUCUAUGCAGCACAGCAACAGCAGCAACAACAGCAGCAGCAGCAGCAGCAGCAACAGUUGCUGAAUGGUAAGAAAAAGGUGAGCUUUGAGCCAGGCACCAAAGGUGAAUUGGAAUGCCUGCCCUGUGCGCCGCAGCCCCCACCGCCGCCGGCGACGUCGACGGCGACGUCGCUGCAGAACGGACUGCCCGAGCCGCUCUCGAAUGGCACGAAUCUCAAUGGCAUCACGGCCAUACCCACCCGCGUCUACAACAAUGCCAUCGUCAAGGCCUCGGCCAAGGCCGUCGAGUGCAAUCUGUGCCGCAAGCGCCACGUGAUUGCGCCCUCGAUCUACUGCACCAACUGCGAGUACUAUCUGCAGAUGCUCAACCAGCGCAGAUGAUGUCUGAGUGAAUCGGAUUUCGAUUCGAAGUCGAAGUCGAGCUCGAACUCGAACGCGAACUCGAACUUCAGUGCUACUGCAAUCAAAUGAAUCGAUUUGAGUUCGAGUCGAGUCGAAUCGUAGCUGUUAAUGGAAACACGUAAUCUCAAGCAUUGCUGCCACGCCCCUCCAAAUAGCGCCCACAAUAGGCUGUUACUGUUAAGGUUUGAGUCCGUAGAGUCGUACAUAUAUAUACAUAUAUCUAUAUAUAGCUUAUAGCCAAUCGUAGCUCGUAAGCAGUUGCAACAGCAGAUCGAAGCAGGCAGCAGCAGCAACAGUUCCCAACUGCAACAUGCAACUGUUGCUGCUGCUGCUGCUGCUACUGCGGCCAUCUAGAGUCAGGGAUGCGAUUGGGUUUGCUGCCGCGUGGAGCAGUGGCAACAGCAACAGCAGCAGCAACAGUCGCUUUUAUGCCGUCGCAUAAGAUGUCGCAACUGUUUGCCAGCCACGCCUACCAUGAAACGCCUGCACGCACAUGUUCCCCCAGCACACACACAUAUAUGUCCACUUGCCCAUAUAUCUAACACGCGUCGCUCACAACGAACAUCGACAUCAGCAACAUCGCCAACACCAGCAACAUUUAACAAACUCCAUCCAGCCUGGCUUCCGCAAAUCUCUUAAUAUUUUUUAAAUUAAUUCAUAUUUCUAGUUUUAAUCGCAUAUUUUUUUUAUCAUCAUUAAAUUGUUUAAGUUUCAAAAGUUUUUAAUACUUAAUUUUUUUUUUUUCGUGAGAAACUCAGCCGCUGAGCUUCCAUUGCCGCGCAGUUGUCGAACGACUGCUCGGCAGAGUUUUAAUAUUUCUAUCUGAUAUAUUAAGCAUUUAUUUUUCAUACGACAUAUAGAAUGUAAA
Molecule: messenger RNA, 6112 nt
Organism: Drosophila navojoa
Lineage: Eukaryota; Metazoa; Arthropoda; Insecta; Diptera; Drosophilidae
Gene: ec
Product: ubiquitin specific peptidase echinus
Biological process (GO): protein deubiquitination
Molecular function (GO): cysteine-type deubiquitinase activity
Source: RefSeq, a predicted model, not a curated record